Molecule: messenger RNA, 603 nt
Organism: Oryza brachyantha (malo sina)
Lineage: Eukaryota; Viridiplantae; Streptophyta; Magnoliopsida; Poales; Poaceae
Exons: 1
Coding region: 78-341 (87 amino acids)
Source: RefSeq, a predicted model, not a curated record
CAACGAUAUUGCGGACCAAGUCGCAGCUAGGCGUCUUCGUCGUUGCUGCUGCUGCUGCUGCCGUUGUUAGCUUCAAGAUGUCGCAGAGAGCCGGCCGGCACCAGAGGAGGGCGUCGCAGAGCGUGUUCGUGCUGCCGGAGAACUUCGCCAGCCUCGAGGACGUGGCGGCGGACGGCGGCAGCGUCGAGCAGCGGAAGCCCGCAGCGGCGGACGCGUCGUCGGAGCAGCAACCGGCGAGGAUGCAGGCGGGGAGGCACCGGCGGGCAAUGUCGAUGGCCGUGGCGUCCAGGGACCUGGAGAUGAUCACGGAGGACAUCGCCAGCUACAAGUACGGUGCUUAGGCUUAGAGAAGAGGGCGGUGCCUCACGCGCGUGUUGUUUGGUACGUGUUCCUCCUAAAGCGGUGGUGUUCCUGGGCUAGGUGCAGAAGGUUGGGGCCUGGUUCUUCGAUCGAGACUGAUCUCGUGUCUUGUUUAGUACUAUGCCGCGUUUGAUUUUCUUUCUUCUCGUGCUGUCUUUCCUCCUCCUUGUAAUGUCCAGUGAUUUCUCUCUCGAUCACAAGUAAAGAAAAGAAGGAAAAAAAUAUCUUAAGGUUGCAAACAUG